Molecule: messenger RNA, 225 nt
Organism: Sphaeroforma arctica JP610
Lineage: Eukaryota; Ichthyosporea; Ichthyophonida
Exons: 1
Source: RefSeq, a predicted model, not a curated record
CUUUGAUGGCUCGGUUCCUGAUGAAGCCCCAGUGAAAUCGGUAGCCCACGCAAUCAAGGAUAUCAAUGAGAAAGCAAAUACCUACGUACAGCCCGAGAAACACGCCAUGUGUUACCAUGGCAACGUAAAGUGUUGGUUUUGCAUGGCUGUGCUUGGUCCACGCAUGUGGGCGUCCAGCGGUAUCAGGCCGUGCGGGUGUGAUCAUUAAAUUAUUUCAACCGCCAA